AUGGCCACCCUUAUCCGCAACACCACCCUCUCUCGCAGCCGCAAAUACAAAUAUGAGCCUCUCACUUCACCUGCAUUUGCAAGUGGCAGUGGCAGAGAGAAAUUCUUAAAGUCUAUUAGCUACAGACGCAGAAGAGCCAAACAAAGGAAGAUCUUCCUCACUACCUACAAGUUAUCUUCUCUUGAUUCCUUUUCUCCACAACCCAACUCACGUAAGCUCAAAAGGGUAGCUCUCAAGCUCAAGAAAUUUGUAGCCUCCUUCUUGAAGCUCAUGCAAACUGCAGCUUUAUUUUACCUUCUUAAGCCUCACAUACCUUCCUACAACAUUGAUAGUAUUAAUGUAAAAGGUUUUGAUUUCCGAAAGAACAAUAAGAUAUAUUCUGAUAUUGCCGUUGUUGUGAAAGCGGAGAAUCCAAAUGAAGAGUUUGAGUUGGAUUAUUUGGAUAAUGAAGUUAGGUUAAUGUAUUCAGGGUCUCAACUUUGUGAGGGGGGGUUUCCUCCUUUCUUGCAACCGGGGAAGAACACAACCACGGUUAAUGUGGAAUUGAAGGGGGAGAGUGAUUUUGAUUCUGAAAUGCAACAUAACCUUAUGAAUGACCAGAAGGCAAAGAAUAUUCCUUUAUUAAUAACAGUGAAGCUUCCCAUAAGGGUUGUGGUUGAUGACAUGGUUCAUCUUAGGAAAUUUGUGGUUUAUGUGAAUUGUUCGUUGGUUAUUGAUCAGUUGGAACCCAACAAAACUCCUUCUAUUUUGAGCAAGGAUUUCACCUAUGAAAUUGAGUUUUAA
Messenger RNA from Abrus precatorius (Indian licorice), 783 nucleotides. RefSeq names its product NDR1/HIN1-like protein 6. The transcript is spliced from 2 exons. NCBI's taxonomy places the organism in Eukaryota, Viridiplantae, Streptophyta, Magnoliopsida, Fabales, Fabaceae. The record is from RefSeq and is a predicted model, not a curated record. The coding region runs from base 1 to 783 and encodes 260 amino acids. Gene Ontology annotation, cellular component: plasma membrane.